Messenger RNA from Scomber japonicus (chub mackerel), 969 nucleotides. RefSeq names its product dnaJ homolog subfamily B member 9-like. NCBI's taxonomy places the organism in Eukaryota, Metazoa, Chordata, Actinopteri, Scombriformes, Scombridae. The transcript is spliced from 2 exons. The record is from RefSeq and is a predicted model, not a curated record. Gene Ontology annotation, cellular component: endoplasmic reticulum. Gene Ontology annotation, molecular function: misfolded protein binding; protein-folding chaperone binding. Bases 326 to 865 code for a protein of 179 amino acids.
AACACUGCCGCUAAAAUAAAGUGAGCUGCGUUUGUAAGAACGGCUAGAAAAAGGUCACAUUUAAUUAAAUCUACUUUUAUCACGACGUUUUAUGCAGAGUUUGGCUGAAAAAAGGAGUGAUAUGUCCGAGUCUUCCAUCUCUCAGUGCAGUGAGCUCACCGAAGAGCCUCAGGUUAUAAAAACAGAAACCUGCUUAGUUCUCUUACUGCUGACGUGGAGCAAUUUUAUGUACGUAUGAAAAUGAGCGGUCAAAUCGCAAGGUAACGUGAGUUGUCCUACAAAAAGUUGUUGUAAGUUCCGCAUCUAAACUCAGACGUGCAGCAGCAUGGCAGGGCAAGGUGUUUUCUACUGGAUACAAUCGUUCGUGGUCCUGCUCCUCUGCUUAUCAGAAGCUCUGCCUGCAGCCUCAGAGACAAGCAGAAAUUACUAUGACAGACUCAAUGUCGAGCCAACAGCAACGGACGGACAGAUAAAAAAGGCUUUCCGAAAACUGGCCAUCAAGUACCACCCAGAUAAGAACAAGAGCGUCGAUGCAGAGAAGACUUUCAGGGAGAUUACUGAAGCAUACACAGUGCUCUCCAAAAAGGAGAAGAGGAGGCUCUAUGACAGUCUGGGCCAUGACACUUUCUUAAAAAAUGAGGCCUCUGAUGACACCAAUGGUGAACCUGAGCCGAGCUUCCACUUCAGUUUUGCUGACCUGUUCCAUGACUUCGAUGGCAGCCCCUUUGGGGAGGACGCACACUUCCAGUGGAGCUUUCCUCAGGACUGGGAGGAUGAGGAGGAUUCAUACGAACAUUUUGAACGACCUGGCCAUUACUUCCAUUUUGGGGAUAUGAAUGAAAAUGAGGAAGACUACCACAACUAAACUGAAAGAGAGUGCAUUGCUUUGUUUUUGUGUGUAUGAAAUAGCCUGUAUCUCAUGACCCUUCUACAGUAUGACUGAUAAUAAAGUCUCUAUGUUAAAUUGUA